UCUUCUUGUGAAUCAGUCUCGACACACUCCCUUGGAUGCGUUGGGCUUGAUUCAGAGCUUCCUGUGCUUGGUUGGCUCGUAAGAGUUGGCUUGCCUGUUCUUGUUGUCCUUCAUCUACUUCUUCUUCUGGAUUCGCAGGGAGAAUAGGUGCUGAGAGAAAGCUCAGGCUCAGUCAUUUUACAGCAUUUGUUUUUUUUUUUUUUUUGCAACUUCAAGUCAUGAUCAUCAAUGGUUCUGGUUCUUCUCUCAACUGAAAAGGCCUGCUUUCAACUCUUAUUCACCAAAGAAAAGUGUAGAGAGACUUGAGAAAAGAAAAGAGUCUCCAUUAUAGUAAGAUCUGUUCAGGUUCUUCCACAUAUUAAUUCUGUCAUGAAGCGCUUCAGUAGCUCUGUUUCUUUGGCUCCUUUGGUCUCCAUGUGUUCGCCUAAAGAGGGGAAGAACUCAAAGAAUCAUCCUGUCUACGAUAGUGAAUUUCAAGCUAUGUUAGAUAGUUUUGAUGAAGAAGACUGUGCUGAGGAAACUGGACUGAUCACUGAGAAGAAAAAGCGAUUGAGCUUUGAUCAGGUUAAGGCCUUGGAGAGAAGUUUUGAGAUUGAGAACAAGCUUGAGCCAGAGCGAAAGGUGAAAAUAGCAGAAGAACUGGGCCUAAAACCACGACAAGUAGCGAUAUGGUUUCAAAACCGCCGAGCACGCUGGAAGACGAAGCAAUUGGAGAGAGACUACGGUAUUCUUAAAGCCAAUUAUGAUGCUCUGAAGCUUGACUACGAGAGUCUCGAACAAGAGAAAGAAGCUUUAGUCGCAGAGCUAAGAGAGCUGAAAGCAAAGCUCCAAGGCGGAAACAUGGAGUUAAAUCAAUCUGUUAAAGAGGAGGCUCUAGUUUCGGAGUCUGAGAAUAAUGUUUCAGAGCAGGGUAAGAACAAUGGAAAUAUAUCAGGAAUCCAUGGAUUGGGAGACUUCAAAGACGGGUCAUCUGAUAGUGAUUCCAGUGGAAUUUUAAAGAAUGAGAGCAAUUUCAACGCACAGCUAAUGAUAUCUCCAGCGUCUUCUUCUUCUCUUAGAUUGAACUGUGCUUCUUUGUCAUCACCUUCACCAAUGAACUGGUUUCCAAGUAAAGCGUUUCAGCAACAGUUUGGGAGAAUGGAAGAGCAGAGUUUCUUCAGUGCAGAGGAGCCCUGCAAUUUCUUCUGGGGUGAUCAAGCCCCCUCUCUUCAUUGGUACUUUCCUGAUCAGUAAAACUAGUGAAGCCUAGAGAUAUAUUCAAAGCUGAUAUCUCAAAAAAUGAGAUGUACAAGUAUGGAAAUUUUGUAAUUUUAGACCUUUAAUUUCAAGCUCUACUGUGGCACAAUAGAAUUGGCAUAAUGAUCAUUGGUCAGUGGCCAUAACCUUUUUGGCCUUUUUCGGAGAUUAAA
Molecule: messenger RNA, 1409 nt
Organism: Vitis riparia (riverbank grape)
Lineage: Eukaryota; Viridiplantae; Streptophyta; Magnoliopsida; Vitales; Vitaceae
Product: homeobox-leucine zipper protein ATHB-6-like
Exons: 3
Coding region: 370-1233 (287 amino acids)
Biological process (GO): positive regulation of DNA-templated transcription
Cellular component (GO): nucleus
Molecular function (GO): DNA-binding transcription factor activity, RNA polymerase II-specific; sequence-specific DNA binding
Source: RefSeq, a predicted model, not a curated record